AUCAAUGUUUUCAACCCCUCACUCCCCAAGUGGCAACUGAUCUGAACUGAAAUGAAUUUGGUUCACCGGAGAGUUCAUUGCAAAAUGUCAACUCCUGUUGACGUUGGGUGACAGUCAUCUGUUCGCAUCCAGGAGCACUCGAUUGACCAGUUGGAAUUGUUUUGCGCGUGAAAACUAAACCGUAGAAUCGACAAACAACAGCGAUGGUGCUGCUGAGGCCAAUGUUGAACGCUGCCAAACGCAUUCCGCUGAUCAAAUUUCGUAAGGGAGGCCCUUAUCUGGAGAGCAGCAGUGCCGGACAUCCUGCCUCUGCAGCUGCUGCCGCUGGGACCGGCGGUACACAAACGAGAUCGGUUUCGUCGGGUGAGGCGAUCGAAGAAUGGCAGCUACCCGCCAGAUACCGCAGGAAGCCAAUUGACGAUGUAGAAAUCGAUUGGAUCAAUCGCGGAGGACCACCGGCGUAAGACGCAUUUCAGCUUCUUCCACGCCGCUCGGGAGUUGAGCCUAGUCACUAAAAGCUAGUGCAGUUAUAUACAAACGCAUUACUAAACCAUCAUUAUCAUCAUCGAGUUCAUACAUGUGUACCCCGUAAAUAAUUAUCGCCAAACGUUGACCUUUCAGCUAGGAAAUUUUGUACUGCCACUCUUGCAGAUAACAGCAGAAAUCUCUUUCGAAAUCUAAUGAAUAAAACAUCGAACGACGCAGAAUUGAAACCUAUCAAUAUCAAAACGAUGGUGCUAAAGCGGGCAAAAUUUUGAGAAACUGAUUGCGAAUGCUUAUAAAUUGCUGCAACGAGAGCCCAGCCAGAUCGUGUCCUUUUUGUGCGUGUUGGAAUCAUUUCAGUGACCAAAUAAUUACUUACAAUUGAGAGAACUGUUUUAAGAUCAUCUGAGUCGGAGUUGAAUGGAAUCAACAAAUUUCAAAAUUGUAUUUAUUAAAUAUGAUUCAAAUAAAGCUUACGAAAAUGAGUAUAA
Messenger RNA from Aedes albopictus (Asian tiger mosquito), 974 nucleotides. RefSeq lists its product as uncharacterized. Bases 204 to 464 code for a protein of 86 amino acids. The record is from RefSeq and is a predicted model, not a curated record. The transcript has 3 exons. Gene Ontology annotation, biological process: 2-oxoglutarate metabolic process. Lineage: Eukaryota; Metazoa; Arthropoda; Insecta; Diptera; Culicidae.